Messenger RNA from Trametes versicolor FP-101664 SS1, 869 nucleotides. Its product is annotated as YjeF N-terminal domain-like protein. The record is from RefSeq and is a predicted model, not a curated record. The transcript has 7 exons. Gene Ontology annotation, cellular component: mitochondrion. NCBI's taxonomy places the organism in Eukaryota, Fungi, Basidiomycota, Agaricomycetes, Polyporales, Polyporaceae. Bases 57 to 797 code for a protein of 246 amino acids. Gene Ontology annotation, molecular function: NAD(P)HX epimerase activity.
GCUGCCUCUCUUAUCAGCUCAUACUAACAUCGGCUAGCACAUUGGAAGACACCACCAUGACUGCACUGCGAUACCUCAACGCAAAGCUAGCUCAGCAAAUCGACGAAGAGCUCAUGAGCGCCGCCCGGGCGUUCAGCCUCGAUCAGCUUAUGGAGCUUGCUGGUCUCGCAUGCGCACAAGCAUUAGCCACAGCGUACACCAGGGAGAAGCACCCUCGUGUUCUUGUAUGCUGCGGGCCUGGAAACCAAGGUGGAGACGGGCUAGUAGCUGCUCGUCACUUGGGCAUGUUUGGAUACAAGCCCACCAUUUGGUACCCGAAGCCUGGAUCCAAAGACAUCUACAAGCGCCUCCAACAACAAUGCACAAACAUGAAGAUCCCGACGCUCGACAACACCCCCGACAACCAGUCCCUCCGCACCGCGCUCGCCUCCUCCGACGUCAUCCUCGACGCGAUCUUCGGCUUCUCCUUCCAGCCACCCGUGCGCGCCCCCUUCGACGCCGCCCUCCCGCUCAUCGCGCAGUCCGGGCUGCCCAUCGUCUCCGUCGACAUCCCCUCCGGGUGGAACGUCGAGCGGGGGAACGUCGAUGGCGUGGGCCUGAACCCGGACGUGCUCGUGAGCCUGACGGCGCCGAAGGAGGGCGUGAGGGAGUUUGCGGGGCGGCACUUCCUUGGGGGUCGUUUCGUGCCAAAGUCGCUGGAGGAGAAGUUCGCGCUGAACCUGCCCGAGUACCCGGGCUUUGCGCAGAUCGUGGAGCUGCCUAGGGUGAACGAGUCUUCUGAUGCGCAGAAGCUGUGAAUGUUUUUGAAGAAGGGAGCUGUUGUAUCAAUCAUCAAACAGGACAACCAGAAUGUGUACCACGUUUUCUGC